Capsella rubella is the source of this 3398-nucleotide messenger RNA. Its product is annotated as alpha-glucosidase 2. Lineage: Eukaryota; Viridiplantae; Streptophyta; Magnoliopsida; Brassicales; Brassicaceae. The transcript is spliced from 23 exons. Bases 19 to 3174 code for a protein of 1051 amino acids. Gene Ontology annotation, biological process: carbohydrate metabolic process. Gene Ontology annotation, molecular function: hydrolase activity, hydrolyzing O-glycosyl compounds; carbohydrate binding. The record is from RefSeq and is a predicted model, not a curated record.
UGAGCUAAGUGUCCUCCAAUGGAGAGAUCAUUACUGACACAAGCAGCAGUGUCAUCAUCACUCUCUAGCAAAACUCAAGCUUCUUCCUUCUUCUACUUCAAUGGACGCUCUCUUCCAUCGCUGAAUCCGAUCGGUCCGUCUCCUUCGAUUAGAUCCUUCCCUCUCGUCAGAAGUAACCGGAAGAAAUCUUUAGUUAGAAUGACUGUUAGUGGAGAUAGCUCGGAAUCUGUAGAGAUUGGUUCGAGUGAUAUGAUCUUCCAGCCGAUUUUGGAGCACGGUGUUUUCCGGUUUGACUGUUCUGUUGAGCAUAAGAAAGCUGCAUUUCCUAGUGUUUCGUUUAAGAACAGUAAAGACCGGGAAAAGCCGAUUGCAUCUCGAAAUGUUCCAGCGUAUAUUCCUACUUGUGCUUGUCUUCAGGACCAACAAGUUGUCACUUUUGAGUUUUCCCCUGGUACCUCGUUUUAUGGGACGGGAGAAGUUAGUGGUCAGUUGGAGAGAACAGGGAAACGGGUGUUUACUUGGAACACUGAUGCAUGGGGAUAUGGCUCUGGAACAACUUCGUUAUACCAGUCACAUCCAUGGGUACUAGUUGUCCUUCCAAACGGAGAAACACUUGGGGUUCUUGCUGAUACAACACGAAAGUGUGAGAUUGAUCUAAGGAAAGAGGCAAGUAUAAGAAUUAUAGCACCAACAUUAUAUCCUAUAAUCACAUUUGGUCCAUUCUCCUCACCCACUGCUGUUUUGGAGUCCCUCUCACACGCCAUUGGAACUGUUUUUAUGCCUCCAAAGUGGGCUUUAGGCUACCACCAAUGCCGUUGGAGUUAUAUGUCUGACAAGCGAGUGGCCGAGAUUGCUCAAACAUUUCGUGACAAGAAAAUUCCUUCUGACGUGAUAUGGAUGGAUAUUGACUACAUGGAUGGUUUUCGUUGUUUCACAUUCGACAAGGAGCGUUUCCCAGAUCCAUGUGCUUUGGCGAAAGAUCUCCAUAAUAAUGGUUUUAAAGCAAUCUGGAUGCUAGACCCUGGAAUAAAGCAGGAGGAAGGUUAUGAUGUGUAUGAUAGUGGGGAAAAAAAUGAUCUUUGGGUUAGCCGGGCAGAUGGGAAGCCAUUUAUUGGUGAAGUAUGGCCUGGGCCUUGCGCUUUUCCUGACUAUACAAAUUCCAAAACUCGCACUUGGUGGGCGAAUUUGGUUAAGGAGUUUGUUUCAAAUGGUGUUGAUGGUAUAUGGAAUGAUAUGAAUGAGCCUGCAGUUUUCAAAGUCGUGACAAAGACGAUGCCUGAGAACAAUAUUCACCGUGGGGAUGAUGAGCUUGGAGGUGUUCAAAACCACUCACAUUACCACAAUGUAUACGGGAUGCUAAUGGCAAGAUCAACUUAUGAAGGGAUGGAGCUCGCUGAUGAGAAUAAGCGACCCUUUGUAUUGACAAGGGCUGGUUUCAUAGGUAGCCAGAGAUAUGCUGCAACUUGGACAGGAGAUAAUCUUUCAAACUGGGAGCAUUUACAUAUGUCUAUAUCCAUGGUACUUCAGCUGGGGCUUAGUGGUCAGCCCUUAUCAGGGCCAGAUAUCGGUGGCUUUGCUGGCAAUGCAACUCCGCGACUAUUUGGACGUUGGAUGGGUGUUGGAGCUAUGUUUCCAUUCUGUCGUGGCCAUUCUGAGGCUGGCACUGAUGACCAUGAACCGUGGUCCUUUGGAGAAGAGUGUGAGGAAGUCUGUCGAGCCGCAUUGAAGAGGCGUUACCAACUCCUACCACAUUUUUACACCCUAUUUUACAUAGCCCAUACAACUGGUGCUCCAGUUGCAGCUCCAAUAUUUUUCGCUGAUCCUAAAGAUUCCCGGCUAAGGACUGUUGAAAACGCCUUUCUUUUGGGUCCGCUUCUCAUAUAUGCAAGCACGUUGUCUAAUCAGGGAUCACAUGAGCUGCAGCACAUAUUACCCAGAGGAACUUGGCCCAGGUUUGAUUUUGAAGAUUCACAUCCGGAUUUACCAACAUUAUAUUUACAAGGUGGAUCCAUCAUACCAUUGGCUCCUCCACAUAUGCAUGUUGGGGAGUUUAGUAUGUCAGAUGACUUGACCCUACUUGUGUCAUUAGAUGAAAAUGGGAAAGCUAAAGGACUCUUGUUUGAGGAUGACGGAGAUGGAUAUGGCUACACUAAAGGCAGAUUUCUAGUCACACACUACAAUGCUGAGCGGCAUUCUUCCAUUGUCACUGUCAAGGUUUCAAAAGCUGAAGGAGAGUGGGAGAGGCCAAAACGCCGUGUUCAUGUCCAAUUAUUACUAGGAGGCGGUGCAAUGCUUGAUGCUUGGGGAACGGACGGAGAGAUUAUCCACAUUAAGGUGCCUUCAGAAAGUGAAGUUUCAGAGUUAAUAUCGACAAGCAAUGAGCGCUUUAAAAUUCAUAUGGAAAAUACAAAAUUGAUACCUGAGAAGGAAGUGCUCCACGGACAAAAGGGAAUGGAACUUUCAAGGGAGCCAGUUGAGCUAAGCAGUGGCGAUUGGAAACUUAAUAUAGUUCCAUGGAUUGGUGGAAGGAUAUUGUCUAUGACACAUGUUCCAUCAGGAGUUCAAUGGCUUCAAAGCAGGAUAGAUAUCAAUGGUUAUGAAGAGUAUAGUGGAACUGAGUACCGGUCAGCUGGAUGUACUGAAGAAUAUAGUGUCAUUGAGAGGGAUUUGGAACAUGCAGGAGAAGAAGAAUCUCUAAUCCUAGAAGGUGAUAUAGGCGGUGGACUGAUUCUUCGGCGUAACAUAAGUAUACCUAAAGACAAUCCCCGAGUUUUUAGGAUUGCCUCCAGCAUUGAGGCCCGUAGUGUUGGUGCUGGUUCUGGUGGAUUUUCAAGGCUGGUAUGCUUAAGAGUCCAUCCAACUUUCUAUCUUAUGCAUCCAACUGAAUCGUUUGUCUCAUUCACGUCGAUUGAUGGUUCAAAGCAUGAAGUUUGGCCAGAUUCUGGAGAACAGUUAUAUUUAGGGAACAACCUUCCACAUGGUGAAUGGAUGCUGGUGGACAAGAGCCUCAAUCUACAGCUGGUAAACAGGUUCGAUGUUAGUCAGGUCUUUAAAUGUAUUAUCCACUGGGACUGUGGAACCGUUAACUUGGAGCUCUGGUCCGAAGACCGACCUGUUUCCAAGGCAUCACCUCUGAAUAUAGAGCAUGAAUAUGAAGUCACAAGUUUCUCAUAAAUGUAUUUGAAAAGUUCUGCGUAGACUACUUGGGCUGUCCAUUAUAAGUGCAUAAAUAAGUGAAUGAACAGUUGUGGUUAAGCUUUACACUGUAAUCUCAGUUAUGCGAACACUGUUUAUAUCAGAUAUUUCGCUACCUAAAUAAGCAUAUAUGCUUGGUUUUGACUAGGGGCUGCCUAGUGUUCAACAUCUUUCGUUUUUGAGAAAUACACAGUUUACUCAUA